AUGUUUCUAGAUAUAAAAGAAAAAAGUUCAAAAGGAGAAUUUUGCAAGUGUGGGCCAAAUAAUGACCCAAUUAUAAAGAGUGAGAUAAAAAAUAAAUGGCAUUUGAAAUCUGGGACAGAAAAGACCCUGAUCUAACAAAUGCAUGUGUGGCAUUAGAUGUUGGAUGAAUGUUACCCAGCUGUACAUGGUAUCACAUAGUUAUGGCUGUAUUCUGGUGGGUGAUUUAUUUCCUGUUGUUCCAUGAUGCAAUGUGGGUCAGUGGUAAGUGUGGAACAAAAUUUGUCCAUUACGCAUUUGUUAUGAGCAAAAUAUCUGUCAUUUUUUUAUUUUAUUACUCUGCUGGGUGCAUGAUUGGGGGGAAAAAAACAAACAAAAAAAAAACACCUAUAUUUGGUUUAUUUCAUGAGUCAGCAGAAUGACCAGCUACAUGGGAGUAUACACGGAUGGAACAGAAUAGUGUGUUACAUCUUCAUAUAAAUGAGUUUUAUUUGAAUAUGUUUCAGUUUGAUGUAUAAAAUGUAUUAGCCUCAUUGACAACUGAAAUAAUGCCGAGGAUAAAGGGAGUUUUUAGACUAUGAAAAAACACACACUGUUUCGAGUUUACGCACUGUGUAUGAAAUGCGUAGUUGUAUAACUGGGCGCUAUGUGGAUCGCGCAUCAUGAUGAGAAAUGUCGGCUUUUUCGAAGGGGAUCUUUGUGGUUUUUCAGUCCACUCCCACCCCCGGUGCCCACUCGCUUUAAAAGUGUGGUGUCGCUCAGAGAUGCUACAGUACAUUUCUCAUUAUGGACACCAAAGUGCCUCCAUCAGGGAUGCUGCACGGACACACAGCCGUCAGACUGGAGACGCGCGGACAGAGGAAGCUGACCAUCCUGCUCUUCAUUCAGAGCAUCCUGACGUGCGCCUGCGCCGCGCUCUGCUUUUACAUCCUCUACAAAGUUCACCACACUGAUGAAGCCUGGCAUAAUAUACCUGUGGACAAAGGAAUAUACCUGAGAUUGUACAAAAUGGAACACCCCGGCACUUACCUGAACUUCACUGUGACCUGGAACAAUAGUCUGAGGCUUGAGCAUGGCAGUGAGAUAAUGGUGCCCAUGGCAGGUCCCUACGUUUUGUACUUCUGUGCUCUUGUAUACGGUAAUAGCAGCAAAGGCAAUCUGACCGUGUCACAGGGCCGCACGAAAAUCUCCUUUGAACUGUUUCAGACAGCAGAUGAGAGGUGUGUGAGACAACAGAAAGUGAUCAGCCUCUACGAAAAGGAGAAAGUUACCUUCAGUUUCAAAAACACCUUUGAUCCAUACCUCUUCCUGCAGGAACUCUCAGUAGGCUUACACUACUUGCUGGGAGCCAAAGACUUUGGCACUCCAGAAUAUGACCCAAGAGCCUAAAGGAAUUAUUAUUCCAAGCCAAGGUAAAACAUCUGCUCAAGAUCAAACGCAAAAAGACGAAUAAGAUGGAUUAUUUCUUAUUAACAUUGGUCUCAGAGUUAGUCUCAGAAUUAAUCAGGAAAUUGACAUCUUGUUUAUGUGGUAGCGAAUUGAGUGUCACUGUUGGGUUUAGUUAAGAUUACACUGGACUGAUUAAUGCUCAUGAGACUAAAGAAGACGAUAACAACAAAAAGAGGACAAUUAUUAUAUAGAAAUUCGAAAAGAUGCUUCCUAUAAUGAAAACAGAAAAUAUCAACGUUUUUUUUUAAAUAAGCUGUGUCUGUGCUAGACUUAAAAGAUUGUAUGAGCAUUAGCUCUAAUUCCCUGGCAGCUUCUUUGGUUAUCAAGCAUAUUUCCUGAUAUUUUGUGACACAUUUACAUCAUAUUGUUACAAUAUGUAAAUUAGUCUAAUGAUAUGGGUUGCUUUUAUCAGAACAUAUUCCUAGCAUGAAUUUGAGUCCUGUUAGGAACUAUUUGUAAGCUGGGAAUGCUUGAAAAUGGCUAAUUCGCUACUGUAUAAUGCACAAAGCCAUGCCGUGAUGUAUUCUAUAAUAGAAAAUAUGUGAAUUGAUGCCAUGUUGUAUCAAAGUUUACGGAUACAUAGAUGAAUGAAUGUGUAUUUGAUUUUUUAUUUAAUAGUACAAUAGUAUUGGCUUGCCUUCUGAUUUUUUUGGUCUGUUUAAAGCUAUGCAGUCAAUAUAAUAAUGAAAGUGAUGAUAAUGGUUAUGGUAACAUGGUUCUCAAUGCUAAUAAUUUGAUUUAUGGAUUGUAUUUAAAAAAAAAACUAUAUAUAUAUAGUUUGUGUGUGCAUAUAUAUAUAUCUAUAUCUGAAAACCUUGAAGGGAAAUAUUUCAAUAUCUACUGUAAACACUUAAACAUCACCUGAUCCAAAUUUUGUAUACCAUGUGUUGUAUCUGGCAGUACUUUAUUUACAUAGCAAAGUUUGCACCUCAUGUUAUGUGAGCCUAAUCUAUUAUGUGUGUUUUGAAUUACAUCAAACAAAAUUAAAACAUUUAAGAUGUUAUACUUAAAAACACAACAUACUCUUUUUAU
Messenger RNA from Tachysurus fulvidraco (yellow catfish), 2478 nucleotides. RefSeq lists its product as uncharacterized. Lineage: Eukaryota; Metazoa; Chordata; Actinopteri; Siluriformes; Bagridae. The coding region runs from base 784 to 1386 and encodes 200 amino acids. The transcript is spliced from 3 exons. The record is from RefSeq and is a predicted model, not a curated record.